UGGGGAGCGGGGGAGGAUCCCCAGCUGAACGCCUGUAACCUGCCUGAGAUGUCUGCUAGCCCCCCUGUCCAUUAACCCUGGCAUUUCAGACGGGAGCGGGUCCCCCGUCUGCCCUGGGGCGGGCGCGCUCGAUACACUGGCGUCUGGAAAGAUAGCCUCAAGAGUCAGCCAUGACAGACACGAUGUUUGGCAACAGUACUGAUCGGUGGAUGUGUCCAAAUGACAGGCCGAUGUCCCUCAGAGCCAAUGAAAAGGAACAACUCCCUGCUGGAUGGUCGGUACGUGGAAACCAGCCGGAAAGGCAACGGAAAAAUGAAGAGCUGACAGAUGAAGAGAAGGAGAUCAUCAACCGAGUAAUAGCUCGAGCAGAGAAAAUGGAAGAAAUGGAGCAGGAGCGUAUUGGGCGUCUCAUGAACCGCUUGGAGGACAUGCGCAAGAAUGUGGCCGGCGAUGGGGUCAAUCGCUGCAUCCUGUGCGGAGAACAGCUGGGAUCAGCUUGUGUCGUGUGUGAGGACUGCAAAAAGAAUGUCUGCACAAAGUGUGGCGUCGAGGCGACCAACAGCCGCCCUCAUUCCAUCUGGUUGUGCAAGAUCUGCAGCGAGCAGAGAGAGGUGUGGAAGCGUUCGGGGGCGUGGUUCUUCAAGGGCUUGCCGAAGCAAGUGCUGCCUCAGCCAAUGCCCGUCAGCAAGACCAAGCCGCCGCAAGCCCCCAGCGAACCUGCCUCCUCGGAGCCACCUGCUCAGGACCCGAAACUUCACUCCCGCACGCUGAGUCGAGGCCAAGCUGAGGCUGGGGCCCCGGCCGAACAGGACUCUUACGGUGGCCCUGAGGAGAAGAGGGGAGUGGGCAGGAAACCAGUCAAAUCCCGGGACCCCAGCCACGAUUCUGAACGUGGCUAUAGUUCUGAAGAAGAGAGUCCUGCUGCCUACAGGGGAAGGAAGGGGACGAGACAGAGGCCAGAAGCAGGCAGUGAACCAACGGCUGCUGCUUCUGGCCGGGGAAGCUACCCACCUCCUAGCCGCAAACCGUCUGAGGUCAGAAUGGCUCCAAGUGGCAGCGAGUUUGCUGGCAGGGUUGCUGAGAACUGGGAGUAUGCAGCGGAAAGUGAAGUCAACAGGAGCCCUGGAAGUGUAAAACGUGCCAAUUCCGUUCAAGCUGCCAGGCCUCCUCCAGCGACUAGUCAGAGUUCUGCUGCCCAGGCUACUCAGCCAGCUCCUCCAGUGGGUGGCAGACAAGAGCCCGGGCCUGCUGGGAGAUAUCCAGAAAGACAAGUGAGCCAGUCGAUGGGCCCUCCCCAGACAGACCCGGCCUAUUCAGCAGCGGCACCCAGGGAUGAGAGAGGAGGUGGCGGUGGUUACUCGAUGCCUGUAGCCAGAGAGGAGAGGGCUAUGCGCCAGCCUGCCCCAUAUACGCAAGCUGCUGCCCCGCCUGCACCAUCUGCACCUGCACGUCCACUCCCGCCGCCUCAGGACGACGAAGAGGAUGAGGCCAACAGCUACGAUUCUGAUGAAGCAACCACGCUGGGGGCGCUGGAGUUCAGUCUGCUCUACGACCAGGAGAAGAGCUCUUUGCACUGCACUCUCAUCAAAGCCAAAGGCUUAAAACCAAUGGACUCCAAUGGUUUAGCUGAUCCUUAUGUAAAGUUGCACCUAUUGCCGGGAGCCAGUAAGUCAAACAAAUUGAGGACCAAGACUCUGCGCAACACUCGCAACCCCAUGUGGAAUGAGACGCUGGUGUAUCAUGGCAUUACGGACGAAGAUAUGCAAAGGAAAACACUCAGGAUCUCAGUGUGUGAUGAAGACAAAUUUGGCCACAAUGAAUUUAUUGGUGAAACUCGAGUUUCUUUGAAGAAACUCAAAUCCAACCAGAAAAAGAACUUCAACAUCUGCUUGGAGAGAGUAAUACCGAUGAAGCGGGCUGGAACAACCGGCUCCUCUCGUGGGAUGGCGCUGUAUGAAGAGGAGGUAGACCGUGGUGGUGAUGUGGAAGAACGAGGAAAGAUCCUCGUGUCCCUCAUGUACAGCACCCAGCAGGGAGGCCUGAUUGUUGGCAUUGUCCGUUGUGUCCAUUUAGCUGCCAUGGAUGCCAAUGGAUACUCGGAUCCUUUCGUUAAACUUUGGCUGAAACCUGACAUGGGGAAAAAGGCCAAGCAUAAGACGCAGAUUAAAAGGAAGACCUUGAAUCCCGAGUUUAAUGAGGAGUUUUUCUAUGACAUAAAACACAGCGAUCUGGCCAAGAAAUCACUGGACAUAUCGGUCUGGGAUUAUGAUAUUGGCAAAUCUAACGAUUAUAUCGGCGGAUGUCAGCUGGGCAUCACCGCCAAGGGGGAGCGUUUGAAACACUGGUACGAGUGUCUGAAGAAUAAGGAUAAGAAAAUUGAACGCUGGCACACUUUACAAAACGAGAACCACGUUGCAAGCGAUUAAGGUCCCCAGCACAAGUCUCUCUGAAGUCCACAUCCUCAGCCAAGUCACAGUAGAUUCCCAAUGUCCGUCUUCCGAAGCCGAUGCUACACGCCUCGCCUACGUCUCUUUGGAUCCCAGGAACGUUCUGCUGCCCUGUCUCCUUGACGCCAGCAUCCUCUGUUCACCAUUCUCAUCCCAAAGACCAACCUGGAUCUUGUGUGUUCACAUCCAUUUCUGACUAGUGCAUCAUUCUGAUGUAUGAUUUUGUCAAGCAAUAGCCACACACUGAGGAUUUUCAUUUGUCUUCAUUUCUCACCAGUCUAACCUGCAUCAUAAUAUUGCUUCCUAUUCUGUUUGUUGACGAUAUUUGUUCUUGAGGUGGUGUUUCACUUGGGUGCUCAUUGUUCUGUCCUCACUAACCCGAGUGCGUUUAUUUUUAUCUCUGCAUGUCUCUUUCCACUCUUCUCAUUUUUCUCUUCGCCAACUGAAAUACUUUUAACAUCAGUUCUGUCCAUUGGGAUGCACAGUCAGUGAACCUACCCUAUUAUUGUUUUCAGCAUGUGGUGAGGGAGCAGCGUCGGACAGUUCAGUUCAUUUGAUAUCAAUACCUCAGUUGCAAUAAGCAAAAGGCUGUUUGUUCUGCGCUGGGUUUGGUUAUAGACAUAACUUAGUAACUGCAUUUCCACUGAUAUAAUCCGGAGAGUACUAGGUAUUUGGCUUCUUUUCCAAAGGGAACAUUUUUGCAGUGUACAGAGCUAGCAAACGGGGUGGUAAAUCCUUUUGAGUUUUCACAGAAAGGACACUGAGUAUUAUGGCAUUUAAAUAAAUAACUGAGAUAGAGAGCCACCUUCUGCAUGGUCAUUUUGGAAACACCAGAUCUGAGUUUUAGUUUGUUUCAGACACAAUUAAUUUUGGAACUAGGAACCUGCACAUGCUCUUACUAUAGGAAUCCUUCCUUGUCUUAGACUUGUGACCACCUCCCAUUCCACUGAAUAUGGCUACAUAACCUAGCAAAUACAUCUAUUUUGGGGGCUGAAUUUGUUAAGCUCUCUUGAGACAGUAUUUUCUGUUUCAUAAUAAUUUGAUAAAUGUUCAUUUUACCAUCUGCAGAUGGGAAAACAUUUCCUAAGGAGUUGAUGUGUUUAAGUAUUUGUUUUCCUUUUAAAAUACAGUACUUAAUGAAAUUAUCUGGGACAGUUAGUGGUCUUCCAACUUCAGUUUUCUGGUGGGUUUCCUUUUAUUAUUGCACAAAAGAAACAUUUGCUUCAAUCUGUGCUACAUUUAUUGUUUGUGGGUAUUUUAUUUCAUAUCAACAAAAGGAGCGUAGACAAGCUCUUGAAUCGAUAUUGAUCUUUUUGAUGCCAGUCUGAUCCCUCUGCUGUUUUGUACAACCUUCAAGCAUAGCAAUGUCAAGAUUAGUACAGUAAGUACCCCUGGACUAUAUGGUCGCUCAGCUACAAACUUAGCAUGCUAAACAAAACCUAAAGACCUUGGUUCAGGCUGUCAUCCCAAGCCUCUUUGCAGGCUGCUGCACUCCUCUCUGCUACGGUGGUGGUGUCGUGUGGUGUAUUCUGAACUGAGCUGUACCUCAGUGUCCUUGAAUUCUUUAUUUUGAUGCGUUAUUUUCUUAUUCUUGGCUUUUUUCAGUGGCAUUUAAUAGUACUAGUCAUUUGCAAUGAACAUCUUUUUAUAAAGCUUUAACUUCACAGACAGGGGGGAAAAUCCAACCCUCUAUCCCGCAUGAAGGUUUCAAUGGGCUGUCACCGUACUGUAUUCCUGUGAUGUGCUUUUAUACAGAAGAAACUAUAGGCUAGUAAUUCUCCUACCUGGAGUCCUUAGCUUUCUUUACUCGCCGUUUCUUUUAGAGCCUUGAGACCGGGGGGGCAGUCCCUGCCAGUGAAGGAAGUGCAUUGCUCAACUGAAUAACCUCACUCCUAACGCAUCGCCAGAUCGUGGGCCCCGCGCAUGUCUCCUGAGCUGCUGUUUUAGUUUGUGGAUUGUUUCUUGUCCUCUUGUGCAGUGUGAUUCUUUUCCGCUCGUAGAACACAGGUGUAUAGUGUUCCAGGGAGUGCUGGCUCCUGUGAUCAUUUAAAUGUCCAUGGGAUAAAAUCAAGAUGAGUUUUCUCUCUCUCUCUCUCUCUCUCCCAGGUGAAUAAAGCUCAGUAUUGUUUGCAUUGUUCUGAUUAAAACCAACAAAGGCUUUCUGCUCCCUCAGACCACCCAUCCGCACAACACUGCAGGAUGCUGUUGUUCUGGGCCAAACCACUGCCACCUCACAGCAGUGGACUGUUGCACCAUUGAUUUGAUAAGGGAUCACAUCCAGACCUGGUGCACGUCCCCUCCCCUCUUUCGACAGGCAGAUGGCAAUGCUAAUGUUUAUGGUGCCAUCUUUCGUUUCCCUUCCCCCUCUGACUGCCCCUCCUCCCCCAGCUGUGAUUUCAGAGGGCUAGUCUUUUCUCUGCCUUAGAGCGGGUGGGUCCGUGUGGCAGGCAUUUUAUUGUUCAUUCAGGUCAGCCCAGAGCAUUGGAGUUGGGCCCACAAUGUGAAGGUUACAUCCUGACCUUUCCCAAGGCUGGGGGACUCGGAGCUGGGUUUUUGGCUAAGGAACUUGCAUGUCUAUUCAGCCCUUCUUCCCUUUUCUAGAUGGUAGUGCCGUCUGCCCCCUGAGGUGACUGGUGUACUGAACAGGGCAUACAGGCCGGGCCCAGCCUCUCUGAGCUGAAUCUACCUGGACACUUGUGUGAGGGAGGGUCCAUUGAAAUGUAUAGGAGCCCUGCUAACUUCCUUUCCUCAGAUUUCUCUCUGGCAUGCACCAAAGGAGACCAGGCCAUUCCCAGUGCGAAUGAAUCCUGUCCUCGUCUCAAUCAAAUCUCCUUCACAAGAGCUGCCACUCACGUCCAGGGGGAGCCGUGCCCAUACACAGACCUUGAGGCUUAUCAGUGUCCUUUGACCUCAAUGGAAAGACUCCCAGCGACCUCACCGGGUAUCGGAUCAGCUGCCCUGUGUAUUUGGUAACUGCCCCGUGGAAGUUCCUGGAUGCCACAUUUUCUGCCUGUGCUGGGCUCAGGAGAGGGACAGCAGCCUGUCAGUUCCUGGCUGCAGGGUUUCUUCCUUGAUGUAGUGCAGGACUUCCCUUUGUCCAGUGUAAAAACAAACUACGGCUCAUAAUGCAAUGGCAGAACAGCCUUCCAGCGCACGGUGCGCCUUCCUGGCAGAAUGGAUAGUCAGGCUGUUUCAGGCAGGCAAGUUUCUCUCUCCUUUUUUGCUGCGGGUAAUCACCUUGACCAGGCUCUGCAAGAUAUAGCAAAACACAAGGGAUAGCAUCUUGCUGCAGAGCAUCUCCUCAACAAUCCUUACAGGCUCUUUCUUCAUUCUGGAGAGCUCGGUUUUCAGGGCUUCUUGCUGAAGCCCCAGUUCUGUUGCCUGGAAACUCAUGCCUUGAGCCAGAAACCACUUGAACCACCUGCAAAGGUUCCUUCUGGACAAGGGACCCAGCUUCUUGGAGACCCCUGCAUCAGCCCCUUUGGGGAGGGGUGGGGGUGGAAAGCCUUCCUGAACGUGGUAAUGGAGGAACCUGACUUUACUCUAGGGUUUACAGUUAAACUGCCGGACUGGUUUACUAUGACCAAAAUGUUUCAGGCUAGAACAGUGCACGUUUGAAGCCUUCUUUGGGAGUAGACAGACUUCCACAGGAAAUUGCCCCACGGUCAUUAAAGCGCACACUUGAUGCCGGGGUGGCCAGUAAAAGGCAAGACCGCAGCGUCGAGAAGAUUUGUAAGGCAGCAUAGGGAAAUGCUCACAAUCUUUCCCCAGAUGGGACACCUUUUGCAGAUGUGCUUCUGAUUGUACAAUCCAAAUGUCUGGGGAAUAUGAUCACAUUUCUAUCAGCCUCUUCUGCUUGACCCAGCACUGAUGAUUAUUGAGGGCCUGUCAGCUCUGGUUUGAAGGGAUGGAGACAAGGGAAUUUUUCUCGACAUUGGUACAUUUAUUUUCAGCAUCUUAGAUCCAAUGCCCCACACUGAGACACCCUUCCUAGUUUAUUUCAGAGCAAUUUGGCCUGGGGCGGGAGGGGUUCAGUGUUUUGAAUGCAAUACAGUAAUCGCUCCACCCUCUUCCUUUCCCCGGGUUAGACUCACUCUUCGGUGUGCAUCUAUAUUGCUGCUUUCUCAACUCCUUUUGAACACGUCAGUGGGGUUCAGAAGUCAAAGCUGCUUUAAGGACAGAGGAAUCCAGGAAGGCAGCCCCUGAUCCCCAGUGAAGUCUGGGUUGUGAAUGGCCAUUCAUUGCAAGUAGCUGGAAUACCCGGCAACUCCAAGCUGGUGCCGCUGUGAUGCAGAAUAGAAACCCUCAAGUCCGAGAGCCUCUUUCAGCCAGUGGGACCAGUUGAAAGCAGAGGGCCUGAUUCUUUGCUGUUCUGCACCUCGUGUCCUCAUUUACGCCGUGCUAAGAGGGCGUAAAACACUAGUGUUUGUGUACCGGCUGCCUAGGCAUUUUGCACUAGUGUGACUGCCAAGACACAGUACAAGGUAACAGAGACUCAGGCCUGGGACAUGAGUCGUUGCUCUGGGACACUAAAACUGAUUUAGAAAUGUGUGAGAUCUCAGAAAUAGUUCACGCCAGCUCUCUUAAAAGCACGUUUUGCAGAGGAACUCUUGAGAUCAGAGUUCCUGCCACAGCCCUGAAACAUUUCUCUCCAAAUAUUAACCUAGUUCCCAUUGAGACGUAUUUAUUUUUCUCUAUAAUUGGGUGAAGAAAUUCUGCCCAGUUUUUUCUAGGCCCUGUGUCAGGAAAGCUCUGAAGCACUUGCUUAAAUCCACUGUCUUCAACUUUAAGCAUGUGCUUAAAAUUAGGCACAUGCUUAGGAGCUUUCCUGAAUGAGACCUUAGUGCCCUCCCUAAAUUUGUUUGUUUAAAACCAGCUCUGAUGUUGUGUCCCCCAUUGAGAAACUUUGUAUCUCCCUGAGGCUUAAGCCUUAUUUCCAUAGCGCUACACAAGGUCAGCUUAUCUGGCCAUUCAGAAUAGCUGAUCCUUGAAGCCAGCGGCGAUUGCAUCACGCAGGGUCAUGGCCGCAGAUUCUCCAGUCUCUGUUUCUUUAUGGCCAGCCCUGGCUGCAUUGUCUCCAUUGCUAGAAUAGACUUUUUUUUAUAUUAGGGUGAUGAGAGCAGUUCCCCAUACUCCCUUGUGAUCUCGCUAACCCAUUAUGCACAUUUAGCUUAAUUUCUUUGCAAUUCGAGUUCAGUACCUCUGUGCCUCUCUGCAGUGUUGCUGCCAAGUAACCUGAAGAUGUUCUUUUUAUCCCCUGCUACCUGUAGAUCUGUGCUUUUCAGACGCUGAUUUUUCUUUUUUUAAAUUAAGGACAUAUUUCUGUUUCAUGUCCUUGGUUCCUAGCCACAUUACCUUACAUUUCUCUGCACAGAAUUCCAUAAAGCGCUAACCCUUCUCUGCCCCUAGACUACUGCAGUCAAGUGAGAUGUUAUUGCCUUUGUCCUUUAGACCACUGCUUUUGGCUCUGUCUUGCUAACCUUUGUUAUGCAAAAGUUAGCAUCUCAUUAUCCUCUACAAGGCUGUUCUCUUAGGCCACUGAGACAUAAAGUGAACAAAACUGAUGCAAACCCUCGUACUGAUCCUUUUAACUUCCCCUGGCCGGUGAAGACUGCUCCUUCCUUCCAUCCCAUAUUUUUCCCAUGCCUGAGUGUCUUCUAUAUCUUAUAUUCAUUUAUUUCUUCACUCAAGGAACUUAGAGGGAUAUUCACAAGGGCAGUUAGGUGCCCCCUGAAAGUUUAAUGGGGGUUGGGUACUUUGAAAAUGUCCCUCCAUCCUUCCUUCGUGUAUUGCACUUCUCAACUACGUACAAAGUCCAAAUAAAUUAUGUCCAUAGUAGCUGAUCUAUACUGAGAAUCCAAACUAAAAUUGUCAAUUCUACCUGUUUUGCUUUUCUGGUCUAUUUCUGCCUUCCCUCCCCCAUUUUCAGUACCUUUCCGAGUGGUACAUUUGAGCAUACACGUCUAAAGUGCCCACAGUCUUUUCUUAAAUCUAAAUCCCUUUUUUGCCAAAUCUAUCAUCCCCUCCCUAUUUUCCAGAGGUUUUAUAUAAAUUUGCCUUUUUAUGCUAAGUAUAUAAAAAGUGGUUUGCAAACAAGGCUUAAUUUUCAAACUUGGAUGCUUAUUGUGGGGCAUUAAUUUGAGUAUUUACCUUGUCAUAGACAUCCAAAUAAUCUGCAUUAGACUCUACCAAUUCAGAACUGACCACCUUCGAUGCUGAGUGGGGAAAUUGGGCUCACAGUAUUUAUAGGUCUAGCCAGGGCCGCCCAGAGGAUUCAGGGGGCCUGGGGUCUUCGGCGGCGGGGAGCCCCUGCUGCCGA
Molecule: messenger RNA, 8766 nt
Organism: Trachemys scripta elegans
Lineage: Eukaryota; Metazoa; Chordata; Testudines; Emydidae
Gene: RPH3A
Product: rabphilin 3A
Exons: 23
Coding region: 171-2426 (751 amino acids)
Biological process (GO): intracellular protein transport
Cellular component (GO): membrane
Molecular function (GO): small GTPase binding
Source: RefSeq, a predicted model, not a curated record